AUGCAUUCGCCACUUGAGACUCAGCAGCCGGAGAGAUGCCGGCCGAUGACCUCGACUGUAUCGGAGAUCGAAGAGGUCAUACCGGAGGAAUCCGAUAGAACGACUCUGCUUAACGGCUCUAACGGUUUGACUUCAACCGAACCGCUGCGCCGUCGAGUGUCCGGGAAGUUGCCGGUGGACGGAGGACCUCGUCGGAUUUUCCGGCAGCCAUCGUUUGGCCGCGAAAUCAGCCACGCGGCGUCUGAGACGUACCUUAUUACCGGACUUAGCUUCAAGCUUCUUCGAUACCUCGGGGUAGGCUAUCGAUGGAUCACAAAAUUAGCCGCCCUUACGUUUUACGCUAUGCUUCUUAUGCCUGGAUUUCUUCAAGUUGCAUAUAUUUAUUUUUUCUCAUCUCAAAUACGGAGGAGUGUAGUGUAUGGAGAUCAACCAAGGAACAGGUUGGAUCUCUACUUACCAAAGAACAGUGAUGGAUUGAAGCCGGUUGUGGUUUUCGUGACUGGUGGAGCUUGGAUUAUUGGUUACAAGGCUUGGGGCUCGCUCUUGGGAAUGCAGCUAGCUGAAAGAGAUAUCAUUGUAGCAUGUGUCGACUACAGGAACUUUCCUCAGGGAACAAUUAGUGAUAUGGUGACGGAUGCUUCUCAAGGAAUCUCGUUUGUGUGCAAUAACAUAUCUGCAUUUGGAGGUGACCCCAACAGGAUCUACCUGAUGGGGCAAUCAGCUGGUGCACAUAUAGCCGCUUGUGCUCUAUUGGAACAAGCUACUAAAGAAUCAAAAGGAGAGAACAUCUCCUGGAGUGUUUCCCAGAUUAAAGCUUAUUUCGGAUUAUCUGGAGGGUACAAUCUAUACAACUUGGUUGAUCACUUCCACAACCGGGGUCUGUAUCGGUCCAUUUUCUUUAGCAUAAUGGAAGGAGAAGAGUCCUUUGAUAAAUUCUCUCCGGAAGUAAGACUGAAAGAUCCAGUUGUUGGAAAAGCCGCUGCGUCUCUAUUGCCUCCUAUUAUACUUCUCCACGGAUCCUCAGAUUACUCCAUACCAUGCGAUGCAAGCAAAACAUUUACAGAGGCUCUCCAAGCUGUUGGAGCCAAAGCUGAGCUUAUUUUAUACAGCGGAAAAACACAUACUGAUUUAUUCCUUCAGGAUCCCUUAAGAGGCGGCAAAGACGAACUUUUUGAUGACAUAGUCUCUGUGAUACACGCCGAUGACAAUGAUGCCCUGACCAAAGACUCAGUGGCUCCUCCCAGAAAGCGUCUUGUCCCAGAGUUGUUACUGAAACUGGCUCGUGAGGGCCUAGGCAACAUGUGGAUGGGUCCAAUACAAGCCUACAGAGAGAGAGGGAGAGAGAGUUUAGUAACACUUGGUUUAGCUUUCUUGUCCAUUGUUACUUAUGAUAUAAGAAGAAGACUAGUAGCUUUCACUUUUUGCCUGGUGGUUGAUGAUUCCAAAAGCCAAUUCCCUCCUUCUUUCAGAAUACAAUUCUCCUUCACCAUCAAACCACUAAACUUCAUCCCUGAAGUUAAUCAUAAUAUGUUGAAACAAGAGAGUAACUGGGCACAAGUCUGUGACACAUGCCGUUCAGCAGCAUGCACCGUCUACUGCCGAGCUGAUUCAGCUUACUUGUGCACCAGCUGUGAUGCUCAGGUCCAUGCUGCAAAUCGUCUUGCUUCCCGCCACGAACGUGUUCGUGUCUGUGAGUCAUGUGAGAGAGCACCGGCUGCCUUCUUCUGCAAGGCAGAUGCUGCUUCUCUAUGCAUAGCCUGUGACUCACAGAUUCAUUCCGCAAACCCACUUGCUAGACGCCACCAACGAGUCCCGAUUCUGCCAAUCUCUGGACACGUUUACGCUUCCAUGGCCACAAGUGACACAACAGUGACGACAACAGAUCAAGAGAACAGAGUUGUGGUGGGUCAAGAAGAAGAGGAUGAAGCAGAGGCGGCUUCUUGGUUGUUGCCUAAUUCAGGGAAAAACAACAACAAUGGGUUCUCGAUUGGUGACGACUAUAUGGACCUUGUAGAUUACAGUUCGAGUACUAUGGAUAAGCAGUUCACAGACCAAUCCAGUCAUCAGUAUCAGCAAGACUGCAACGUACCUGAGAGGAGCUAUGGUGGAGAUGGAGUUGUUCCACUUCAAGUCCAAGAACCAAAGGGUCACAUGCACCACGAGCAACACAACUUCCAGUUUGGUUUCACCACAAAUGUCUCCUCAGGAGUUGUGCCAGAGUCAGCAACGAGUGAGACAACAGUAUCACACCCAAGAUCGCCCAAAGCAGUAACAGAGCAACAGCAACAGCUACUUGAGCCUCCAGCUCAGAUGCUGAGUCCAAGGGACAGAGAGGCUAGGGUGAUGAGAUACAGAGAGAAGAAGAAGACGAGGAAGUUUGAGAAGACGAUAAGGUAUGCUUCAAGGAAAGCGUAUGCAGAGACGAGACCACGGAUCAAAGGCCGGUUUGCAAAGAGGAAAGAAGUCGAUGCAGAGGCAGAGAAUGCUUUCUCCACAGUGAUGAUGUUCGACACCGGAUAUGGAAUUGUUCCUUCUUUCUGA
This is a messenger RNA of Microthlaspi erraticum, 2541 nucleotides long. Lineage: Eukaryota; Viridiplantae; Streptophyta; Magnoliopsida; Brassicales; Brassicaceae. The record is from the annotation of a GenBank genome assembly.